AUGCCUAAAUUCCUUGAUUAUUUCAAGAACCAUGGUUCUCAUAAAUUUUCAUUCCAAAUUAUGACAGUUAUCUCAGUAUUCUGUUUUAUACUCUCUCUUAUUGCAUUUAUAUAUCAAUUUGUAUUCUUUGGAGAGUCAGAUAUAGAUAAGGGACUUUAUAUGAAUUUAACUUCAUCACCAAUGAAUGGUACUUGUUCUUCUGAACCAUUUGAUUCAAAUACUCCACUUGAUUUUACAUAUAAAACAGAACAAGGAGAAUAUAGUUUUACUUGUAUGUAUCCAUUAUUUUUCCAAGUUAUUGCACAUCUUGCAGUAAUCUUUUUAGUUACAACUCUUUCAGUAGGGUCAUAUGUUUUUGGUUUAAUACUUGUUCAACAAAAAGGAUUAAUUUUUGAUAUUGGAUAUGGUAUUGCAUCAAUUGGAAUGGCAAUUGUUGGUGUUACAGAAGUUUGUUUAGCAAUUAGUUCAAAUAAUUUUUGUAAAAAUGACUUGUUAAGUCAAGUUGAUUUUUCAUUAAGUCAAAUACAACCUACAGGAAUUACCUGUCAUUUCCAACAUUAUAUCGCAUUUGGAAUAUAUCAGGUAAUUAUUGGUGUUAUUACAUUCCUCCAUUCUAUUUCAGUUGGAUAUUUCUAUAUGCGUUAUCGUAAACAAAAAGUUGAAGAAAGAAAACAAAAUGCUAAACCAUAUGAAGACCUUAAAUUUGAUGAUUAUGGUAAAGUUGUUAGUAAAAACUUUGAUGAAGAUGGAAGCCAACCAAUUGAACUUACUCAACCACUUGGUUCUCAUGUAGGUACUGAAGAAACACCUGCAAAUGAUUCUAGAACAGAACAUGCUAUUUUAGCUGAUUAACUC
This is a messenger RNA of Entamoeba histolytica HM-1:IMSS, 855 nucleotides long. RefSeq lists its product as uncharacterized. The coding region runs from base 1 to 852 and encodes 283 amino acids. The record is from RefSeq and is a predicted model, not a curated record. The transcript has 2 exons. Lineage: Eukaryota; Evosea; Mastigamoebida; Endamoebidae.